AUGACGGAGCACGGCCCUCCCCCCCCCAGUGGCGAAAUCGUCGGCGUGAUCAUCGGAGCCGCGGCUUUGUUCAUCGUCGUUAGCUUUCUGCCCAUAGCUCUAACAUGGCACCGUCGCCGACGUCGCGCCGCCACCGCCGCCGCGGCCGGCGGCACAUCCUCCACCGCGACCCCCUCCGACCCCCUCCGGCGGGACAGCGCCCUCCAAGCGCUGACUGGCAGUCCCUCAAUGCAACAGCUGCCCAUCAGCGUGGAACGCUGGCUCGAAGAACAAACCCAUUCGGGCACCAACGAGACCUGGCAUUAUGCCCAGGAAUCCUGUGCCAUCUGUCUCGAGCGUCUCAAAGUAGACGAAAACGAGAAGUUUCCCACCACCACCACCACCACCACCAACCUCCCACCAACACAGCCAAAACCCGCAUGGAUUCCCCAGCGAUGCUACCACAGCGGCAGCGGAGUGCUGGCACCGACCAGCGCAGUAGACUCCGAUCUCGAACGGGGAUUAGGAAUGGAAUCCGGAUUGGGCGAUUGGCGCCGCGGGUCGGUGCCGCUAUCGCUUUCCUCGUCUUCUUGCUCCACGGAGCUAGACGCGGAGCAGCAGCAGCAGCAGCAGCAGCAGCAGCAUGCACCCACUGAAAAACAGCCGCCGCAACCGCAUCCCCAACAGGAUGAGGUGGUGGUGCUGAAUCGCUGUGACCAUGUCUUCCAUGCCGCGUGCUUGGUCCUGUGGGUCGAGCAGCAUCGAUAUCGGUGUCCGAUCUGUCAGGCCUCGUUGAAGCAUAAUCCUAGUUGA
Messenger RNA from Aspergillus aculeatus ATCC 16872, 792 nucleotides. RefSeq lists its product as uncharacterized. The transcript is spliced from 3 exons. The record is from RefSeq and is a predicted model, not a curated record. Gene Ontology annotation, molecular function: zinc ion binding. Bases 1 to 792 code for a protein of 263 amino acids. NCBI's taxonomy places the organism in Eukaryota, Fungi, Ascomycota, Eurotiomycetes, Eurotiales, Aspergillaceae.